CAUUGUUUACAGCUGUUGUUGGAAGUAUAAGCGUGCGGUUAUUUUAAUUUUAUAUUUCAUAAAUUAUACAAUUUAAUUUGAUUUUAAGAAUUUGUCAGUAGUAUCUCAAAUAUUAACUGCUUGUCUUAGAGUUAUGUUCGAGCUACUGUUAACUUAGUGAUUGUUUGGCAUGUUUGGCGUGUCCACGUUGUUGCUCUAAUCCUUUAAAAAAUAAACUAAUAUUAAGUACUUAUAGCAAAUAUUGAAAAUGUUAAAUACGAAAAUUUUUCAAAUCAAAGCGUUGCGUUGUUAUGUCACAGCAGUUGCUAAAACGAAACUAAGUCCAAAUAAUAAAUUUGGACAGCAAUUGCUUAUUAGCUGUAAGAGACCGGAAUUCAAUAUUGAUAGACAUGUAGACGAUAGUAAAUUUGGAAGUGUGCCUCUUGCAUCCAACAGAUGGCAACACCGAAAAUCUAAGGGUGAUUUUUUUAUAAUUAACUCCACACAAGAUGAAGAGCAACGUCAAACAGAAAUGCUGUCUUUGGACACAUUUCUUCAAGACAAUACAAUUGAAUUUAAUUCGGAAUUAAUAAAAAACCUAAAGACAGAAUUUGAUAUAAAGCAAUUAACGUACAUACAGUCGACUGGCAUACCUAAAAUAUUCACUGGUGAUCACACCAUCAUAGCUGCCGAGACGGGAUGCGGAAAGACCUUAACUUAUCUAUUACCAGUGGUGCAAAAAAUAAUUGAACAUAAAAAGUCCACAAAUAUGAACAAUCGUAAAUUUAAUACGCCAUUGUCAAUUAUUUUAACGCCUGGACGUGAAUUGGCAACGCAAAUUGGUAUGGUUGCUGAAAAACUGUGUAAAGGGACUGAUAUUAAAAUAGAAACUAUACUUGGAGGCAACACAAAAAAAUUGAUGAUGAAUCCAGAGUUUAAGGACGUUGAUAUAGUAAUCGCUACAUUUGGUGCGCUUAGUAAGUUAGUCACUACAGGCAUUUAUCGUACAGAGGAGGUACAAUGUGUUGUGUUAGAUGAAGCAGAUACACUGCUGGACGAUAGCUUUUCCGAUAAACUUUGUCAUUUUCUUAAAAAGUUUCCAUUUCAUUUGCAAAAUGAACGCUCAGUGGGAACCCAAAUGCUGUUGGCAUCAGCAACCAUGCCCACUAAUAUAACUGAAUUACUGCAUAAAGUAAUAGAUGUGACCACAAUUCAAGAAGUUGUCAGUCCCAAUUUGCACAAAUUACAGCCUAACGUUGAACAAAGGUUUUUACGAAUGAAUAAAGGCGAUCGUCCCAGCAAUUUACUGAACUUGGUUAAAAGGGAGCUAUCGAAAAAUCAUCCGCUAUUAAUAUUUAGUAAUAAAUCAGCCACGAGUGAUUAUAUAUCACUUUUUUUGAAUAAUAGUGGCGUAAAUUGUCUUAACCUUAAUGGUGAUAUGCUAAUGAAAAUAAGGCUUGGUCGUUUCGAACAGUUCCAGCAAGGCAUGUGUGAUGUGCUAUCUACUACAGAUAUUGGUAGUAGAGGAUUGGACACACAAAGGGCACAACACGUUAUUAAUUUCGAUUUUCCAUUACAUGUGUCUGAUUAUAUACAUCGUUGCGGACGAAUUGGUAGAGUAGGAAAUUUUUCCAAAUCUGUAGUCACAAAUUUUAUAUCAUCGGGACGAGAAAUUGGUGUAGUGCAACGCAUCGAACACGCUGCUCGUACUGGAGGACUGCUGCCAAAUGUAAAUGCAAAUAUCAAAGGUAUAAUUAAUAAGCAAAUAUUAAAAGAUAUGGAACAGAUUAAAGCUAAAACUACGGAUGAUUUCUUUUAGUAGAAAUGUAAAAUAAUUUUGUGCAUUAUUUUAUUACGUUAAUUUU
Messenger RNA from Teleopsis dalmanni, 1844 nucleotides. It is a transcript of the gene Dbp21E2, whose product is annotated as probable ATP-dependent RNA helicase DDX28. The coding region runs from base 248 to 1798 and encodes 516 amino acids. The transcript is spliced from 2 exons. NCBI's taxonomy places the organism in Eukaryota, Metazoa, Arthropoda, Insecta, Diptera, Diopsidae. Gene Ontology annotation, molecular function: ATP binding; nucleic acid binding. The record is from RefSeq and is a predicted model, not a curated record.